This is a messenger RNA of Paramecium tetraurelia, 480 nucleotides long. RefSeq lists its product as uncharacterized. NCBI's taxonomy places the organism in Eukaryota, Ciliophora, Oligohymenophorea, Peniculida, Parameciidae. The record is from RefSeq and is a predicted model, not a curated record. The transcript is spliced from 3 exons.
AUGAAAUAAUAAUAAUAUUAACAAACUUAGAGUAUUCGUGGCUACUCACCUGCUACAGUGCCACCCAAUAUUCAGCAUAAUCACAAUAAUUUGCCUCUUUCAAAUUAGUUUAAUGAAGAAAUUUAACAUAGAAUAAAACUCAAGUAUCAAGAAUUAGGAUUGAAACAGCCCUUGUAUCCACAAUAAACCCAAAUUUUAUCAUCUGAAAAUGGAAUCUACAAUUUCAGAAAAGUGUUCGAUCCUGUAAGAGAUGGUCGACCUGAAUUCCACAUGGACCCAAAGUAUAUGGAUCAGCUCAAAGAUUACAAGAGCAAGUAUUUAGCACCCAGUAGGAACUACGAUCUGCAGUACAGGAAUCCAACCUUGAAUAUUAAGAAUCAUGACUUUUAUUUCUAAGAUUUCUAUAUGAAUCUAUACGAAUAAGACAAAGAGGAGAUCUUUUUUAAUAAAUAUGGCAAGAAGUUUGUUUAUCAAGAAUGA